AUCUUCAAUCCGCCAACUUCGUCACGAAGUCCUUCAACCGCUCCCCCGUCUCUCACUCCCCUUUAUUCUUCCUUAUUCCUUUACCCCACCUCAUUUUCCUUCAUUCACUUAGAUUGCUUUAUCCUUCCCCCUCUUUACCUUGUGCCAUCCCUUUCCCGAUAGCCUAGUUUCUACUAACCGUCUCUGUUUAAUCCAACCUUCGACUCAUCUAUAGCUUCAUCUUUUUUUUUUCGGUUCGCCGGACGAUGCGGCUUUAGCUGCCUCAUUCAGCAGAGACCCGCUUCUUCGUUCGCUUCAUCGCCCUCCGCUACGUGCGCUGCCUCGCCGGUAAUACACAACCAUGAACACAAAUGGAGAUAUCAUCUUUGGACAGGGGCGAAUCCCCCCAGUAGACGUGGACGAUGCACUGCAAUACACUCCGUUAUCUUCUGUUGUCCCCUCAACCUCAGGUAAUGAGCCUUGCCGGAUUCACAGCUGGGACCAAUUGUCGCCUCUCACGGGGGGUUAUCGGGGGUAUAGAGUACUGACGAAUAUUUGAAUCUAGAGAUAAUACCAUUGCCCCUUCUCCUGCCGAACGGAACCGGUCCCAUCUUUCAAUCCGAGGCGGAACGCCGGUCGUCUAGGCAGACACUCGAUGCCUUGGACAGGGAAGCCUUAGCAGACCCAAAUUCAAAGUUUGUACGAAAGACACUCCAUGAGCUGGCUGCGGCGAUCAGUGCGCCGGGCGGGACGGAAUUGUGAGUGCUCUGUGGAAAACGGGAAUCGACGGUAAGUUUAUGGUGGCUAAUUCUGUACCCAUGUGGAUAGUCGGUUCAAGUCUUUUGUUACAAUGGAGGACCCUGCGACUCCGAAAGAGCCCAUAACAAGCAGCAUACUGAAACAUCAGGCAAUCGGAAAGUUCGGGGAGAUGGUGAUAAAUAGAAGCAAUGUGAACUUUAAAUGUACGAAAUUGUUCUAUGUUUUCUAAAACAGAUAAAUCCCUUCCCUCCCCGAUCUAACUCUAGUCUUGGAUUCUAACGGACGAGUAGACACUAAUUCGCCUCCUCUCACGUUUACACAUAUUCGAAAGUCUGCACCUCCUCCUUCCCCAGCGCUCGCAUAUACCCCGGUAACUGGGUACACUCCAGCCCCUGGGUACGCCCCGACAACCCCCACUUAUAAUCAGUACGAUAGCAGUGUACCACGCAACUCGAUAUCCAGCGCUUCCCCACAGGCGCUUGGGUCUCAUCUAGCUGUACCACAGAUAAAUGGAUACUACCGACCUGCCCCACAAUUUUCUGAUCUGUCUAUAACUCCCAAGCAGGAGCAUGUGCAGUCAUCAACGACACCUGGCAGUUUCCAAAAAGCUGAUGCAGUCAAAAUACCGCCACCACCAACUACUUUUGAUCGGUCUCAGUAUGUAAAACAUGCUGAGAUUGAUCGGAGGUUUCGUGGGGCUAAACCACUUGGGCAGGGUUCAACUUCAAAGAGCCGGAAGCGGAAGCGAUCACAUUCUAAUGCCGAGGAUGGGGAGACACUUGGUCCCGGUGUAGAUCAGAGAGCAAAGGCUGAAAGCCUACUUAAGGGCUUGCAAGGGUUCCUUGCCACAAUUUUUGAAGCUGAGGAUAACCUAUCCCCAGAUACGUCUAAUCGUACCUUUGAUAAAAACGCGAAGAUUUGGAUGACAAGCUCCCUGGAACAACAAUCGCCAUGUCUAGCUACUGCGGUUCUAUUGAAAUUGGAAAACUCGAUCCAUAAAGUUAUUUCGACCGGGCUGUUCCAACGGGUACCUGUGGAUGAUCUUACAAGGAUACAGAAGAUCUGCGAGAGCUCUCUGAAGCAAGCUGAGACUGUUGACGUCAAGAUGGGAUCAGACGACAACGAGUCUGCUAUCGAGGAAUGGCUGAUGAGGGUAUCUUUAGUGGAUAAUGGGUUGAAAACCGCUAAAACGGUCUUACGGAUCAUGGUUGGGGGUAGGGAGGAAAAGCAACUAUACCCGGAGGACCUUCUAGCGAGCGUGUUGGGCGUUGCAAAAAAUCUCAUUGAAGGCACUAUCAAUCCAAUGAUAGAGAUGAGAUCCACUGGAGAAUCUCAGGCUGCUUUCAAAAUUGCAUCCGCCCACAAAAAGGUGUUGGGAGGGCUUUUACAUGAGGUCACAAGUUUGUUCUCGCUGAUUUCCAAGCUAUUAGCCUUAGAAGAGGUCACAGAGGGGACAAUCACAACCUUGGAGUUCAUUGCUGUUGCGGUGAUAUUCAUCGAGAAUGCAUCAACAGAGAAGGAUUCUGUUUUUGGUGUGCAGAAGGUGGAGCGAUUCCGUGUUGCCGCCAUGGAUAUACUUGCGAAAAUUUUUGCUAGAUAUCCUGACCAGAGGACAUUUAUCUUCGACGAAAUAUUGACAAGUCUAGAAAAAUUGUCUGUCAACCGACAGAGCGCAAGGCAAUUCAAACUCGUCGAAGGUGGGAAGAACAUACAACUGGUCAGCGCUUUGAUUAUGAGACUAGUGCAGACGAGUGGGACCUAUCAGGAGCGUAAAAAGAAGCGGGGUUUGGUUACCGGAGAAGACGGCGAGUUCUCCAUGGAAAAGGAAGAGGGGGACGAGCCUGAUCGAGGCGAAACAGACGCAAUAGGUGCAGUUAAUAAACUGUAUACCAUGUCUAACCCUCUGCUGGAGAGUGCUCAAAAGAAUGCUCAAUACGUGGUGAAUUUCUUGGUGCAACGGGCGAUGAGGUCAACUAAAACUGGGGACCAACCUUACAGAGUACUGAUGGACAUCUUCGCUGAAGAUUUCAUUGCCGUACUCGGCUCUCCCGAAUGGCCGGGUGCUGAGCUACUACUUCGAUCCAUCCUCGGGAGUAUGUGCACUAUUGUUGAUGGUGACAAACAACCAGCCCCAGCAAAGUCAAUGGCUUUGGAUUUACUUGGAUUGAUGGGUAGUGCAAUUUGUGAUGUUGUUGUGCAUCUACGAGAGAGUCAUAAGAACAGGGAGUCGGACAGUUCAGCUGAUGACCGGAUAUAUGCUCUAACGGACAAGGUUCUAGAAAGCACUGUAGCAGGCUCUGGUGGAGGGGUUGGUAUGGAAGAGGACUUGAUCGAAUGGGAAGGGCCGUUUAGAUAUGCGCUUGAGCAUUUGAUUGAGAACAGCGCACAUGACCCAAGUCUCCAGAGCGCUUGUGGCUAUUACCUUACAAUUUGGAGUGCUCGAAUUUGUGCCUUUUCUGAUAAAUCAGAAGGCCAAGACGAUGAAGAAACAGAUGAAGUUUUGGGAGAAUUGGCCAGGAUUGCUGCAAAUUUGAGAAGGAUUACACUCGACAAGAGUUGGAUUGACGACGAUUUGUAAGGCGAACACCCCCACCCAUCUAGCUGCAAUUAUCACUUGCUGAUCUUUUUAGUGAUGUUGCAAAAAUAUCUUCGGCACAGAUACGACAAGCCUACAUUCUGACUGUUCUGCAAAUGCCGUUCUGUACGUCAUUUGAACACAUUCUAAACCGUUUGCUCCGUUCUGUAGACGAUAAUCAGGCAACUACGAGAAGUAAAGGUCUCAAAGCAAUCCUGCAGCUCUUGCAAAAAGAUCCCGCUAUUCUUAAGCGACCCCAGGUGGUACCGUUCAUUCUCAAACGGCUAAGAGAUCCAUCGCCCCUGGUCCGGGAUUCGGCUGUGGAUCUAAUUGGUAAAUGUAUUCUGUUUCGAACAGACUUGGAAGAUCAGGUGUACAAGAGUAUAAUUGAACGUUCCGCCGACGCCGGGGUAGGGGUUCGAAAGCGAUCCAUGAAGAUUUUGAAAGACAUCUACCUAAGGAGCAAAAAAGAGGUUGUCAAGGUUGCGAUCGCUGAAGCGUUGGUUCAGCGCAUAAAGGAUUCUGACCCUAGUGUUUCGGUAUGUGAUAAGUCAUGGCACAUAUUGUGCCUGCUAACGGAAAGUCUAGGAACUUGCGAGGAAAACCUUCGAAGAGAUCUGGAUUACUCCUUUCUACACCUAUAUGGGAGUUGAGGAUACCGGGAGCCAGCAGAACCAAACAACGGACAUCAGUCCUCAGUUGAAGCUGGUUGUUAACGAACGCGUGGCAGUGAUCAUCAAAGUCGUGCAGAAGGAAGUAAUGCAGGCGGUGCUGCAUGACGUGAUCAAAUCAGUGAGUUCGGAGAACAUCAUCAGCGCAUUUACUCAAAUACUAAAAUUAGAACUCAGAUCCUGCAUGCCGAGACCAAAAACUGCUCGGUCAAUUUCAAAGUCUGUAAGACAAUGGUGGGUUCCAUGUGCGAUGAUCUGCUAGAUCGCCAAGGAGACUCGGACAAGGUAUGUCGCCCACCCGUCUUUUCGCGCGCAUUAUAAUGUUAACUUUCUACAGGCAGAGAGACAGAGCACUCUUCAAGCACUGACUGUGUUUGCUAAAGCGAAUCCAAAGCUUUUCAAACCAGAGCAACUCAUCAUGUUACAGCCCUAUAUUGAAAAUCUAACCGACCAAGAUGAUCUUCACGUCUUCAGAUCGGUCAUUAUCAUAUUCAGAUGCGCGUUACCAGUCCUGUCCAGUCUUCACUCUGGGUUUUUAUCUGCUGUCCAACAGAGCCUGCUCAAAAACCUCUCUAGACUUCCGCCACUGGUAUACAAAACCUUUGCAAUCAUUUCUUACUUCAUUGCUAACACCCCCGCGCACCAGGAACUCCGAGAGGUUGUCGCUUGCCUCUGGACAAUCAGCGGCAUUCUGAAAAAUACUGAUAGGCUCGUCCGAGUCACGAUAUCCUGUCUAACCAAUAUCCUCAAGUCCAAGGGGAAGACCGUCGAAACUGAUGUAGAAGCUAACCGUCUGGUCCGGACUCUGCAUAUUCUCGGCCUAUUUGGGAAACACUGUCAAUUUGAGGACAAAGUCGGGAUGUUCCAAACUGCCUUCCCCAAGUGGAAGCCGGGGACGGUAUCAGGUCUAAUCAUAGAUACGAUAAUACCGUUCUGUGACCCAGCGACUCACACUCUUGUCCGGAAAGCUGCUCUGGAGAGUCUGUGUCAUGUUUGCCAAACACACGCUAGCCAUUUCUUGCGUGUCGAAAUACUAAAAUCGUUUGAUCAGGUGUUUGAAGUGGGCAAAAAGGAGCUGGUGAAUCUUGUACUUCUUGGUAUCAGAAGAUUUCUGCAAAGCGAAGAAAAUCGGAGCGAAGGGUUUGGCGGUGAAGAGAAAGACGAAAAGAGGAAUGGUGAGCCUCAGGUUGAGAGAUUGAGUCGCGCAGCCAAUGCCAACCAAAACGAUGGAGUCAGUACCAGUUUGGCUCAGAAAUAUCUCAAGAAUAUAAUUCAGGUGGCUACUUCAACCCAGGAUAUUUACGCGCUUACAGCUACAGAGGUCAUCGGGAGCAUACUUAGGCAAGGAUUAGUGCACCCCAAAGAGGUACGCCGUUCCAUUCCCUCUCAAAAGGCUAAUAUCUAACACCAAAUCAGUGCGUUCCUGCCUUGAUAGCGCUUGAAACCUCUACAAACAUCGCGAUUCAGGCUAUCUCCAAUCGGGAGCACCGUAUGCUACACUCCAAACAUGAGACCAUUGUGGAAAGAGGGUACAUGGACGGUGUCCGCGCUUGUUACAUCUAUCAGCGCGAUGUUAUCGGCAAUGAGUCAGGUGCUACGGCUAACCCAUUCACCUCUAAGAUGCAUCCAUUAUAUGAGAUCGUCAGGAGCAGUCGUAAGGUGAGAAAGAAGUUGCUUGGGAACAUGACCAUGAGUGUGGACUUUGAGUCCCCAAAACUAGAUGUCGAUUCCUCGAAGCCAAAUCAUCUAGGCUACUCGAGAUUUGUGAUUGAGAAUCUUGCCUUCUUUGAGUAUGGGACCCUUGAUGAGCUGUACCAAGUUGUGACCACCAUGGAAAGGGUCGUUUCCGGAACCGGCAUGACUGUGGCCCAUUCAAUCGAGACAGAUAUCUUUCUUCUUAAGCUGGAUUCCGGGGAUACCACAGAGCGAAUUAUCAAUCCAGAUACUCUGAAAGUGUUGGCGACUGGCGCGGCGAUCCUCUACAUGUUAUGGGAAUGCAGGUACUUCUUGAGAAAGUCUUAUAGCAUCAAUGACAACAAGAGCCGCGACUACAAGAGCAACAAACUUUCUGCCAAGGACGUGAAUAAGGCUCCAUCAAGAGCGGCCGCCUGGGCCAGUGGCGCCGCCGCCCUUUGGAAAAAAAUUGAGGGGAUCAUGACCGACCUCAAGUCUGACGAAGGUAUGAUGAAGCAGUGCAAAGAAUUCGUGGACCUCCUUACAAUCGACAAUGAAUUCAAACUUGCUGCUGAAGGCGAGGAUCCUGAGGACCUCGAUGGUGAAAGGGCUCUGACACCAAUCCAUGACUUCCAUGAAGAAGGCGGUAUCGGUGGAGAACAUAGUACACCGGGGAAGAAUAAGAAGCGCAAGUUUACACCUGGAUCCCCCGAGAAGGGCUUCAUGAGGCCGAAGAAGAAGGUCAAGUCAAAACCUCGGAAGUCGGCUGGGAAGGAUGAAUGAAUACGUUUUUCAUAUUAUAUUUUAGUCUUUAUACCUUCCGGGUUUAUUUUUUUUUUCCUUUUUUCCCUUUUUUCAAAAACCUCCAUCUAUUUGCUUUCGUAUCCGGCUGGUUUCUUUUUUCUUGUAGAUAUGGGUUUAUUUCCUUUUCAUGUCUUUUCCUCAUUUCUCUUCUGGCUCAUUGCCUCGGUGGGGGAGUUUGUCGUUUUUUCCCUUCUUCCUCUCAUGUUACUCUCUUUUUCUUCUAGUCUCACCUCAUUGGGCUGGCAUUUUCCACCUUUCUCCUUCAAUAUUGGUAAUUCCCUCUUCAAUUUUCUCUGGCAGGUUCGUGGAGCAUACUUUGUAGUUUUCGUUUCCUCCUCUUGCUCCUCAUUAUAUCUCCAAUUUUUGUUUUUUUUUCCGUCCAGUUUUUUCCUUACCUUUUUCGAAAAUACCAUAAAGGAUUGGCUCGGGUUGGAUAUGUGGAUAUUGACGAAUUGACGGUUAGCCAAUAGCAUUGAUUUGGCCUGGGACGGAGAUCUUUUCUUUUUCUCUCCUUUUGCUUGGUAGUUGGUGGCGAAAUUUAUGGGAUUUUUUCUUCUC
Tuber aestivum (summer truffle) is the source of this 7020-nucleotide messenger RNA. The record is from the annotation of a GenBank genome assembly. NCBI's taxonomy places the organism in Eukaryota, Fungi, Ascomycota, Pezizomycetes, Pezizales, Tuberaceae.